AUGUUGGAGGCAGAGCUGCAGUCGCGGAAAGCACAGCACGACGCCCAGCUCAAGCAAGAAUGGGACAGACUACGGGAAGAAAAGGAACGCGUGCAAAAAUUGAGCCAACAACGAAGUCAACACCAACAAAGACAUCAUUAUCAAAUCGCCACCAGUUCCGAGGACGAUUAUUCGCCCAGGCUAAAACAUCGGAGUACAGGAAAUCCAGAUGCAAUCAGAAGUCACAAUUAUCUACCUCGAACUGAUAUGAAAAAAUUAGAGCGAAUCUUCGACAUUUUUCCCGAUCUUCUGGGAGCUGGAAAUUUCGCUGACGUACGGCGCGCAAUAAACAGAGAAAGCGGCCAAGAACAGGCGCUGAAAUUUAUCAAGAAAUCCAAAGUCCAAGAUAGGCUUCACGUUGACAACGAGAUCGGCAUUAUGCAGCGGUGCAAUCAUCAAAAUAUUAUACGACUUUAUCAAUUCUUUGAACUUCCCAAGUCUUUCUGCCUGGUCCUUGAGUACGUGAAUGGCGGCGAUUUAUUUGAUGCAAUUCGAGAAGCGAAGCGGUUCACGGAGGUCGACGCGGGGAAGAUAAUCAAAGAUGUGGUCGCUGCUCUGGUUUUUCUACACGACCGUCAGUAA
Molecule: messenger RNA, 621 nt
Organism: Oikopleura dioica
Lineage: Eukaryota; Metazoa; Chordata; Appendicularia; Copelata; Oikopleuridae
Source: the annotation of a GenBank genome assembly